AUGUCUCUUUCUCAGUCUCCCGCAGCAUCUGCUCGUUCCCUGCCUACUUCACCUUCUCGCAACUCUGGCCACCAUUCUGACUCUACUGCGCGCACUGUGAACCUACCGCCGUUCAGCACGGUCUCCAAGAUCUCGGAGGUUUCCGAUAAUGGGCCAGAGGAUGCGCCCGUCCGCCAGGAGUUAGCCGCGCGUGCAAUGUUCAAGACCGUCGAGAACUUCCUCGACCUACAUCGCGAUGCAUACGGCGCCCGCCAAAGCGCGCUUUGGCUGUUUACAGAGUGGGGGCGAGCGGUGCUUUGUCUAGGGACGAUAAUUUGCCACCGUCUUCGAGUCGGAGUCGAUUGCUACGCGCGUAUCGUGCAAUUCAUCGCACGCAGCCACAACGAAGCGCUCUUUCAAACAAAACUCAUUGGUUGGCAAACUCCCAAAGGCUGGCACGAUCAGUCACCGGACGUAUUCCACUACAUUGUGGCCCCACUUGAACGCUGCAACCCGGAGUUCUCAGGGCCAGGUUGGUCCUACUUCACAUACGACGAUUCGAUCAAGCGACUCGCCGAAGACGCAAUAGCACGCGUCAAAUUUCACUUGGGCAACCCAACACCGCUGCAACUCCCUGGAGGAGACCAUAUCAUCGGGUGGAUGAUACAAGGAUUCAAGAUGUCUCCCGUUCUUCAUGCCUUCGAUACCCGCCUCAGCACAGGCUUGACCGUCGCAGUCGAUGAUCUCCACCUACCCAUACGAGUCGAUAUGGUCCCGGCCCCGGUCGCUCUCAACCCGGUCGCUCUUACAGUGAGUUUACAGACAUGUCUGCUUCAGAAUGCCGACAGCUGA
Molecule: messenger RNA, 831 nt
Organism: Peniophora sp. CBMAI 1063
Lineage: Eukaryota; Fungi; Basidiomycota; Agaricomycetes; Russulales; Peniophoraceae
Source: the annotation of a GenBank genome assembly